AUGGCUUUGAAUGUUGAUUUCAAUGCCCUGAAGGCCCGGACCAUGGGGUCUGGUGCCGAUGAAGAGGCAGUAACAGUGGAUACUCGGGGCUUAAUCUCCAAAGUUCUAGCACGAUAUUCGGGGAAAUGGACUGUUCUUCGAGAGAUGAUCCAGAAUGCUGCGGAUGCCUCCGCGACGAAAGUGACGAUCAAAUUUGAGACACUCCCCUCUACUACAGUCCCAUCGCCAUCAUCAACAGACCCAACAGAGCAGAUCAAGCAUACAAUCACAAACCAUACCCUUCGACGUCUAUUGAUAUCAAAUAAUGGACUUCCUUUUAGCGAAAAAGACUGGGCCCGAUUGAAGCGUAUUGCAGACGGAAACCCAGAUGAAACAAAGAUUGGUGCAUUUGGAGUCGGUUUCUACAGUGUUUUUGAUGACUGUGAAGAGCCAUUUGUCUCUUCAGGUAGCCAAGCUAUGGCUUUUUACUGGAAGGGAAAUUCACUGUUCACUCGGCGUCUGGAUGUGGGUGAAACAUCGAACCAAGAGACAACUUUCGUGCUGGACUACAGAAAUGAUUCUUCUCCUAUUCCAUCUUUGCUUCAGCUAUGUCAGUUCUUGUCAAGCAGCUUGACUUUUGUUGCAUUACAGGAGAUAGAGUUGUUGUUGGAUGACUGGAGUCUGCUGCGCUUAUCAAAGAAGACUGCGCCUGGGGUUAGCGUACCCAUUCCUAAGGACAUUGAAACCAAAACUGCAGAAGGCCUUAUGAAGAUUACUGGGAUUACCCAAGAAAUUGCUCAAGUUGAUGCUGCAUGGAUGCGAAUUGUGGAGUGGAAUCCAAAUGCCAGCUUGAUCAGUUUCGACAACCUACGGGACACAACAAGUUCUCUGCGCAGUUUUUUCUCCAAAUUUACUGGUCAAAGUGCAUCUGAGAAAGCAGCUCAAUCUCAAAAAGCACAUAGACAGGUCGAAGAAUCCGGUAAUAUGACCGCUCUCUUGAAGGCAACAGUAUUCUUGCACAUCAACACUGCAUCGAUCCAACCUUCUAUCGGCACUAGCUUGAGCAAAGAGCUUGAGAGAGCCACUCGAAAGCCCCCACCUAAGAGAGCUACAAUCGCAAUCCUGACUCCAUCCUAUGAAGCUAACGUCGCUACUGGGGCAUCUGCAUCACAGUCGGAAAUUCUCGCAUCCAUCUUACCUUCAAAGGGAGGUCGGGUCUUUAUUGGAUUCCCUACAGCUCAGACUACAGGUCUGAACGCUCAUAUUUCUGCGCCAUCUGUCAUUCCUACAGUUGAGCGUGAGAGUAUCGAUCUUAACACUCGCUACAUCAGUAAAUGGAAUCUUGAAAUGCUUCGAGCUGUUGGAAUAGUCUGUCGGAUCGCAUGGUCUGCUGAGAUGAGUACUAUCAAGUCCAAAAUUGCAGCCAAGAUUGGACCAGAACGCUAUUCAAAGAUUCGCAAAGAGGACAUCAAGGAUGUUCUUCCCGAGGCAAUUCAUACUGCAAACCAAUUUGUCUUCCGCGAGUCGACGCCAUCCUCGAUCCUCGGCCAAACCAUCGAGGAUGCAUUCUGGAUGUGCAACAGGAAUGCCUCUAUCGAAAUUCUUUCUACGUGUGGUGUUAUUCCUAGUCACCAGACACGCAUCGCCCCCAAAGACCUUAGCUUUAUGGAUUCGAUACCUUCUCUACCUGACGACUUUGUGACCUAUGCGAAAGAAUUUGUUCAAAGACUGACGGAAUUUGGUCUGGUGACAGAGAUUACGGUCUCUGACAUCAAACGAGAACUAGAGGCCAGUACACUCCGAGCUAAUCAGGUUGUCGAGUUCUUGACCUGGAUGGGCCGAAAAACCGUGACUGGGCAGCUUGAUAAGCUGUCGGUUCAGAGUCUUCUUCGAGUCGCUGUGGCUAAUGAUGAAGAUCGAGAUGGAAAACCUACACGGCUGAUCGUCUUUGCCGAUAUCACCAGCUUCUUGAAUCCCCAGCGCAUUCCGGCAGAUCUGCCGAUACCACCAUCAGUCAUACCUUUUCGGUUCACUAAAAGCAUGGGGAAGCAGGACCUCGAGGCAUUAGGAUGGGUUGAAUUAAAUACUGUUCCUUGGCUCCGUUGGCUUGUGACGAAUGCCGGAGAUCGCAACUUGCUAUCCGCGGAUGAGGAUAUCACACAAAGUGCUUCUUUCUCCGGACAGGUUCUUCCUGUUCUAUCUAAACAGUGGGAAACCCUUAGUCAACCGGGCAAGCAGACCGUUGUCAGUAUCCUUCAGCCCAAGACUGUGAUUCCAACGAAGCUUGGAAUGAAGGAGCCCACUCAAACUUACUUUGCUUCUGUGCGGCUGUUUGAUGAUUUGCCUGUGGUACACGGCUUGAAUGGCGUCAAAGAAAAGUUUCUGGUAUCACUCGGGGGGAUACUAAAGGAGCCUCUCGAAAAUGGAACCAUGUGGAUCUCAUUCGAUAUCUCACUUCGGUUUCGGGAGGAUAUUCCUCCAAACGAUAUCAAACGACUCAAGGAUACGAGUAUCUGUACUGCCGAGGUGACCGAAGGAGCAAGAACUGCGCCUGGUACUCUCUACAAAAUCUGCGAGUUGUAUGAACCGAAAGACCCGCUUCGUGCUUUGGGUCUACCUGUGAUCGAAUGGCCAGGCAUCUACAACAAUGCAAGCAAUGAAGGGAAAUUCCUCUCCAUGAUGGGCCUAAAGGGACAGCCCUCGGGAGCUGAACUCGUUCGGCUCAUGAUUACCAGUGAUGCAGAGAAGAACAGCGCCCGCAAGACCAAGGCCUUGUCUUAUUUCCUUAAUGAGUAUCAUACCAAUGGUUACGCUGCAUUCGACAUCAAUGCAGUCACGGUGCCAUUUCUCCCAGUGGAGAACUCGGAAAAUCUGGCAUCGCCAAAGAAGUGCUUUACGGAUGAAGGGGCUUCAUUAUUUGGUUUUUCUAUUCUUCAGAAGCAGCUCCAUCCACAUGCAUCUAAACUAGGCGUCAAGCCUCAUCCACCAGUAUCUGACUGCCUUGAGAUUCUUAUUCGUCAACCACCGGCUACUCCAAGAGAGGCUAGAGUUAUUUUCAAAUAUUUGGGUGGCCGAGCCUCUGAUCUGAGCCCGCGGGAUAUUGAACGCGUUGGAUCAUCCCCGAUCAUUCCUAUUGCCACAAGAAGCCAAUCGGAAAAGACUCCUCAGGUCCGUUUCGUGGCGCCUCGUGUUUGCUAUCUGGGCGAGGGAGAAGACUACAAAGAUAUUUUCGAUUUUGUAGACUUUGGGCAAGAGGCCAACUUCUUCCUUCUGGCCGUCGGUUCCAGGAGAGAACCAACAAAGGUCGAGAUCGCACGAAUGCUUGUGAAAGAACCAGCCCGGAUCUCAGCCGCAUUCCAAAGCUCCGAAAAGUAUCUAAUGCUUCUGAGAACUCUUGCCGAAAAUCUCUCUUUACUUAAGAAAGACAAAGAUCUAUUCAAUGAAAUGAGAUGGGCAAAAUUCUUGCUGGCAAGCCGUGACAUUCCACCCCAAUCUGCUGGCAAAUCCGAGAAGGUGAAGUCGAUUGAAAAGGAUAUCUUAGGCCCAGAGGAGGACCUGGAUAUUCGCGAGUGGAGUCUUUCCAGCGCUAAAGAUAUAGUCGUUGUGGAUGACUUCCAGAGCUUCAACCUGUUCAAAGAGCAUAUCCUUGCUGCACCGCAAGAGGAGGCACUGGAAAACUUCUACGUUGCCCUUGGCGCCCUUCCACUCAGCCAAUUGGUCGAAGAACAAGCGCGGUUUGGAGGCAUUGCAGCUGAUCAAUCGGCAGCUGUUAAGCUACGCAAGGUCGUUCUCGAGCGAGCACGGCUAUUCCUACACGAUCAACCUGCAGAUGCAAUUCAACGUGGGGCCCGAUGGUUAGAGCAUGACUUCACCGUUCAGGUGGUCACUUCCAUCUCGCUCACAAGAUCACUCAAAGGCAGACGUGUAUCCCACACCCAAAAACGGAAUGCGAUCAUGGCUCGUCUGUCCAAUAGCUGGGGCCUGUGCAUUUGUCCGGGCAAAUAUGACUUGUAUGAAAUUAGUCAAUCUCUGGUGCACUUGAUCUUGAAGCGACCAAAACUUCAUUCAACUCUAACUUUGGAAAUGUUGCUGAAGACAGAUCUACUUGAACUUCGUGCUCGAGGCUACAAUGUGGAACGCAUCCUAAGACAGAAGGCUCAGGAAGCUCGAAUGGCAGAGGAUCAGAGGCAGAGACAGUUGGAGGAAGACCGAAAGUUUUUGCAAGAGAAAGAGGCUGCUUGGGCUGCUCAGCAGCAGGCCCAGCAGGAAAUGGUACAAGCACAGGCACAGACCCAGCAAACACAACGAUCGAGAGACGAGGGCUCUGAGGGUCAAUCAAAGGCCACCAUGCCGGGCUUUUUCCCCGAGUCGCCAAACAGCAAGCCAACUGCCGAAGAGACUCAGCUUGCGCACCCCGAUCCUGUAGUACCAGACAGGACUUCCCGUGGUGGAUUAUUUGCUAAUCUCAGCAAACGAUUUGGUCUGGACAAUCGUUCUGGGUCAACUCCCAAUCCAGAGCAGUCACGUUCCUUGCUUCCAGAGUCCCCAGGCGGUACUCAGCCGCCUCCACCUUAUUCAAGCAACGACCCUCAAAACCCUCAAAACAUUCGCCCGGAGCAACCUGUCUCUGUCAAUUCUCCACAUCGCUUGAACCAAGAACUUCUGUCUGCCGUGCAGGCUUGCCGUCCUCAUGGAUCAUCAAAUGUUUUCAGUCGCCCGGAGACAAACCAGAUCUCAGCAAGUCAAUCCUACUGUGAUGAGCGACCUGGUCACGAUCUAGAAUUUGUUGCCACGCUGCCUAGUGGUGUGAAUGUGCUAUUCGUGAAAACAAUCACCGAGCGAUCUGCUUUCUUGGCGAACAACCAAACUGCUAUCAACAUGUUCGCGUCAAUUCUUCUGGACUGUGGCGGUAUCUUCUCGAUGCGUGCAGACAGUCUAAGUAUUUUCUAUGAUCCUGGCGGCAAGACGAUUGCAUUUAACCGAGCGGGUAGCAUCUUCUGCAACUACUUCUACUUCCAGAGCUUACAUGAGAAAGCUCUGCUUCAAAGUUCUAACCCAGAUCGCACCGAUGCCAUUGUCUACUGGUGGGUCAUCUUAUGUCAUGAACUGGCACACAAUCUUGUGGCCGAUCACAGCUCUGCACAUAGCUACUACACUGAGGGAUUUGUGGCUCAAUAUUUCCCCAAGGUGGCUACUAAGCUUGCCUCUCUUCAACAUACCCCAAGAGCGGCAUGA
Penicillium malachiteum is the source of this 5214-nucleotide messenger RNA. Its product is annotated as histidine kinase-like ATPase domain-containing protein. The record is from RefSeq and is a predicted model, not a curated record. Bases 1 to 5214 code for a protein of 1737 amino acids. NCBI's taxonomy places the organism in Eukaryota, Fungi, Ascomycota, Eurotiomycetes, Eurotiales, Aspergillaceae. The transcript is spliced from 3 exons.